ACUUCACUCGAAAUCACUUCACUCUUGGCAUCGUUUCUAAAUCCUCACUGAAGAAUUCACAGAACCCUCGUCAAACGGCGGUGCUAUGGCGGAAAUAUCAAAUUCUCCACCGCCGGAACCAAAACUCACCGAACAAAACCCCCAAACUCAGAUAACUGAAUCAUCCACUUCACAAUUCGAUUCCAAAACCAUGCGAAAAACUAAACCCGGCGUUAAACGUCUCAUCAUGACUCUCACAGUUCUCAUCUCUUUCAUAUUAGGUUUUCCACUUCUCAUGAAAUCCAUCGAAAUCUACCGUGCACCUCUCCCCUUUGACCGUAUUGAAUCAUUCUCCUCCAAAAUUGAAUCCAGUCCGUUGCUUUUUCCAUGUCGAUUUAGAGCUAUCUUCGUCGGUUUCAAUUUUAGGGUUUCGAAUAACGAACUUGAAGAGGUUAUUCGGAGGAAAAUGAUUGAUCUCAGCCCCGGCGAAUCGCGCUGUGGCUGUGAUGGUGAUUACUCUGUUUCGGCUGUUGUUGAUUUGGAAGAAGUCAAUGCUGUUGAUUUUGGCGGGAAAUUGAGGGAAAAUAACGAAGAGGCGGAUGAAUUGGUGAAGAGAUUGGUGAAUGUGUAUGGAGAAGAGAAGGUGUAUAGUGUUGUGGUGGUGAAUGGAGAGGAAGAGGUGAAGGCUGUGGUUGGGAAGUAUCGGCACGCGUGGAUUGUUGGUAAGGUUACGCAGGAGGAUGCGGUUUUUCGUGUGGCGGAGAUAUUUGCUAAGGUUUUUGUUAAUGGUAGGAGUGAAGAUGGUGUAAUUCGUAACGAGUUUAUGCCUGUUGGUGCUGAUGGGAGGAUUGUUCUUUCUUUUAGUUUGCUCAAUGCAGACCCGCGAGAUUGGAUUUAUGAUUGGAAUUUCAGUGAAAUAGAUGAGACUUUGUUGCAGCCUGUCAUCGAGGCUUUGAAACCUGUAGCCGAUGUUACGGUUGAAAGCCAGGUUUUGUACCACACACCGAAGUCUUCGUUUUCUUAUUGGGAUGACGAGCACGGCAGCCAUAUAUUCAGUACUCAGGACCUUCCUUUCUUUGUGAAUUCCAAUGAGUGGCACUUAGAUACUUCAGUUGCAGCUGGUGGGAGGUCAAAAGUAUUGCAACUUGUUGUAUAUAUUCCAUCUGCGAAGGAGUGUCCUCUUCAACUGGAGCUUCCAAAUGGAGAGAUCUCUAAGACUAAUGGCUUUAUAUCUCCAAUGUGGGGAGGUGUUGUGGUAUGGAACCCCCAAAGUUGUAUAAAGGAUUUUGAAAGUAAGGGUCCAGUCAGACAUAAGAUUUCUCCUCAGGAUCUCCAUAAGGUUUUUGAAGUUCUCAUGGGGCAGUUACGGCAACUUCUUGGUCUGAAGUCAGAUGACAUUUAUGUUGGUGAGUCAGGCACUUCCAUUCUCCUAGGGAGUGAAAGAGGUUUCACAGAAUGGGAAUUGGAUGCUUUGUCACGGAAGCAUUUUUGUUUUAAUCUCCUUUCAUGUGCCACAACGCUUGGAUCUCUUUCUAGAUUGGUACAAUCAUUACCAAGGAUGAUUAUCAUGGAUGAAAUUGGAAAACAGGUGAAGUUUUCUCUGGAAGCUGCAAAGUCUGCUCAAACUAAUGCGACUAUUGGAAUAUAUGAUGCUUCGGCUGUGUCAUCAAGGCAUUCAAGAUCUCUUGCAGAGGAUGCCUUUUUUCAUCCAUCAAUUAUGUCCAUCAGCUAUUAUUCGUUUGAGCAUUGUUUUGCCAUCUAUUCGCCAUUUUUUCUGCCUGUUACAAUGCAUAUUCUCCUAGCCGCCGUAAGAGAAUGGAAAAGAUACAAGCAAGAAAAUAGAAAGUACUUGACUUGGAAGGCCAAAGCAAAAACUACACCUUAAUUCUUUGAUCAAUAGUGACAACUUGAAGCUAGUUUCCAGGUAGUUGAGGUCUUGUGAUUGUCUCUCCCCAAUGCCUGGUUCUUUUCUAAUUUUUUAUUGCUGACACGGUCCUUAAGGACAACUAGUAUACUUCAAAAACGGCAUUGAUGCGGUGGCUCUUGGUUGUAAGAUAGGUUUUUUUUCUUUUUCUUUCUGUAAUUGAAAAUUCUUAUUGUAUAAUCUAUGAAUUUAUCUAUCCAGAUUUCAGUCUUCUCAGUCUCUUGUCCAUCAAAGCCUUGUUGAGAAUGAAAGUGACACAAUUGACUAGAUUUUGUUGAAUUAUUCAUUGACAUAUUAUUGUGCUA
Trifolium pratense (red clover) is the source of this 2208-nucleotide messenger RNA. Its product is annotated as GPI transamidase component PIG-S. The transcript has 12 exons. Lineage: Eukaryota; Viridiplantae; Streptophyta; Magnoliopsida; Fabales; Fabaceae. The coding region runs from base 86 to 1864 and encodes 592 amino acids. Gene Ontology annotation, cellular component: GPI-anchor transamidase complex. Gene Ontology annotation, biological process: attachment of GPI anchor to protein. The record is from RefSeq and is a predicted model, not a curated record.